AUGGCUGUAAGCAGACUAUCCAUUGUUAAAUUCCUGGAGUUGGCUCUAACAUGUGCGUGUGUGGCGCUUCAUUACCACAGUUACAACGGUGAACCAGACACGGGCAUGCUCGUGACGGGAACCUUCAUAGGAUACCUCAUUAUAUUCGCGGGAGCCGCGGCUGGGUAUGUGAUGCAGACUCCAUCACACAAACGUAUAGACAUCUUCUAUUCGUUGGUGGGAGUUGCACUCUUCGUUGCAAGUGGUGCUGUGCUUAUUGACAGAUACCAGAAUUCGUUUAAGAGUGACUUCAGAGACAAAAAUCUAGCAAAGGCUUCACUCUCAAUUAUCAACGGUGCAAUACUUCUAGUUGAUGCAGUGUUGACACAACGCGGCGGAUAG
Messenger RNA from Danaus chrysippus (African queen), 381 nucleotides. The record is from the annotation of a GenBank genome assembly. Lineage: Eukaryota; Metazoa; Arthropoda; Insecta; Lepidoptera; Nymphalidae.